Molecule: messenger RNA, 1722 nt
Organism: Suillus paluster
Lineage: Eukaryota; Fungi; Basidiomycota; Agaricomycetes; Boletales; Suillaceae
Exons: 6
Source: RefSeq, a predicted model, not a curated record
AUGCCUAAACGCUCUCGACAGGUGCAAACAGCCCUCAUGAACCUUGGGCGCUGGGCAAAGAAAACAAAGAUUUCAGCUGAGAAGGAGAAUAUUAGUGUGAGCAUUGCUACAGUAUCACCUGGCUCUGUAGCUUUAGUUCAUGAUUAUCUUACCAAUCAUCAUGCCCAUUCUCCACUCUCGAACUUGGGUGCAGCUGCCAUAAACCAUGCCGAAUGUGCUACAGCGGAGGAAGUCACUUGUCCAAGUCAAUUGUCCACAGACAUUGAAUUGUCUGUGUUGCAUGCUGACUUGAAGGAAUCAGCAGACUUUGGGGUACCGGAUGGUUGUGUACUCGCCUUCAUCAUUAUUGGUGAACACAGUGGGGAAGUGGAUGAUGAACCUGGUGGGAUAGAUGGUUACGAGACCUUGGACGGCACACUCAAAGACGGUGCAGCACUUUCUAACUCGGAAAUUACCUGUCAGCACUCCGACUCUGCACCCCCCAAUCUCCCCUCCUCAGCUUCUCGGGAAUAUGAUGUUCCUUGGCAUUCAAUUGAUGCCCGAACACCACCUGGUGUUGACGAAGCACGUCUUGCAUUAAAUGACCUGAAAAAGUUGCUUCACCCGACUCGCAAUAGUGGGCAUGGAUAUAAACCAUCUGGACUCACCUCUCUUCUUGAGAAACGGUUGACAUGGAUGGAGUAUUUCCUGCGCGCAUAUGUAAGCGGCACGCCAUGGUCGAGUGCAGCGCUUCAGAUGGCAAAAUUUUGCAGGCAGUGGUCAAAAACCUAUAUUCUGGACCGCGGGAAUUUACUGUUGUCAAAGUGCAGUGGAGACUGGACGAAAUCUCAGAUCAAUGAUGAAGAUUUGAAGGAGGAACUGCUCACACACCUUCAGUCGCUUGGCAAAUAUGUCACUGCCAUUGCGGUCAUCAAUUAUCUUGCACGGCCAGAUGUACAACAGCGAUAUCAGUUGUCAAAGACUAUUUCAUUGGUGACGGCUCAGCGCUGGAUGGAGAACUGUGGCUUUCGAUGGACCAUGGCAAAAAAUGGCCAAUAUAUUGAUGGCCAUGAGCGCGAGGAUGUCGUGAAUUAUCGGCAGAACAAAUUUCUGCCAGCGUGGUAUUCAGUUGACCCGAACACUCGAAAGUGGUCAUCAGUAGAUGUCAGCAAGCUCGAGGAGGGGCAGGCGACAACAGGAAGACGCACCGUGAAAAGAUGGGUGCACAAAGAUGAAAAAAGCACACUGCUGCUGAAGGGGGAAGGACUAUCUCUCAUGGUGGCUGAUUUUGUUUCUGCGGAUUAUGGCUGGCUACGAUCGCAUGAUGGGAAGGAAUCAGCGCGCAUCCUUUUCCGCGCAGGUAAAGCACGGGAUGGCUAUUUCGCGAAUGAUGAAAUCAUUUGGCAUGCCGAGAAAGCCAUGUCAAUACUGGAAAGAGAUUACACUGGUGAAGACCAUGUCUUUGUUUUCGAUAAUGCCACCACGCACCUUAAAUGUGCCGACGAUGCACUAUCUGCUUGUCAGAUGCCCAAGUCUUGCAAGGACUGGGGAGUAAAUACUGCAGUCCGUGAUGCACAAGGACGACCAAUCCGUGGCACUGAUGGGAAGGUUGUCAUGCAGAAGAUCCACGUCGCUGAUGGAUUCCAUAAUGGAGUACCACAGGCAUUUUAUUGGCCAGAUGGGCAUCAAAAUGCUGGCAUGUUCAAAGGGAUGGCAACCAUUUUGAUGGAGCGCGGUUUUGAU